AUGGCGUCGGACGACGACCUCGAGCCGAAGACGCGCUGCGGGCGGUGCCAGCAGCUGGGGUCGCGGGCCUUCUGGUACUCCAUGGGCACGUCGCCGGAGAACGAGGGCUCCUGCCGCAUCGUCAUCAUGGGCUGGGGCUUCCUCUUCAUCUUCAUGGCCUUCAACACGACGCAGACGAUCCUGUCGACGGUGCUCCAGCACUACGUCGGCUCCGUGUCCCACGUCGAGUACGACCUCGGCAUGGCUUCCCUCAUGAUCAUGUACGUGACGACGUGCCCGUCGCUCUACGCCAUCCCCGCGGUGAUCCGGAGCCUCGGGGCCGUCGUGACGAUGAUGCUGGGCGGGCUGUGCUACGCGGUCUACAUCAUCUCCCUCAUCUACAUCUGGGAGCCGACGGUGAUCCUGAGCAGCGCGGUCGUCGGCGUCGGCCAGGCGGCGAUCUGGGUGAGCCAGGGCGUGAUCCUGACGUCGUCGAGCGACGAGGCGACGCGCGGCACGGACGCGGGCCUCUUCUGGGGCAUCUACUCGGCGUCGGGCAUCGCGGGGCCCGCGUUCGGCUACGUCGUCUACCAGGGCAUCGACAGCCAGGGCUUCUUCCUCUUCGCGUCCGUCUGCACGCUCGUGGGCGUCUUCAUCUUCCGGCUCCUGGCGAAGCGCCAGCGCGGGGAGGCGGACUACGACGGAGCCGAGGCCGCGGCCGCGCCGCUGCGCGACGACGACGCCGAGGCGCCGAGCGGCGCGCCGCUCCUGGGCAAGGAGCAGGCGAAGCUCGCCGGGGCUUCCAAGGAGCUCGGUGCGCCGGAGGCGCCCCACGCGUGGCUCCGGCCCGGCUGGACGCCGGAGAAGGCCGGCGUGCUCGCGCGGCUCUCGCCGUUCAUGUUCUUCAUCGGGUCGUCCGACGGCUUCAUCAACGGCGCCUUCCCCAUCAUCUUCGCGCCGACGGCGGUCCAGGAGGGCGCCGUCUUCCUCGUGUUUCUAGGGUGGGGCAUCAUGGAGACCUUCGGGGCCUUGAUACUGUCGCGGUUCUCGGACACGCUCGGGCGCCGCGCGAUGCUCGUGCUGGCCGUCUUCUUCUACAUCACGGCCAUGGUCAUCUGCUACUUCCUCAUGGCCGUGCCCAAGGGCGACGGCGACCAGAAGGAGCUCCAGAAAUUCCUGGGGCCCGUCUGGUUCGACGUGUCGUGGCUCGCGUUCGUCGCCGGCGCGCUCUUCGGCCUCAGCGACACGCUCAACAACACGCAGGCCUACGCGCUCAUCGGCGACUACUUCGCGACGCCGCCCCUGAACGUCGACGCCUACGCGGCCUUCCAGCUCCUCCAGGCCGUCGGCAUGGCCUUCGGCUUCGGCAUCCCCCUCGUCCUCACGACGGAGUGGAAGCACCGCGCCGCCAUCUUCGGCAUCCAGGCGGCGACGCUCCUGGCCUCCAUCUCGGGCAUCGCCAUGCUCCCGGCGAACAACACCAUCGGCAGGCGGCACGCGCCGCCGGAACGGCGUCUCGAGUACCGGACGUUACCGGCGGAGCGCAUCGAGUGCACCGUCGGCUCGGGUGCAUGUUGUUCGUUGGGCUGCCCCCCAGCGCCGAUGGGGCACGCGGCGUCGACCUACGAGAAGGCGCAGGACGGCGAGCCCUGGGACGCGAAGCCCGUCGAGUUCUUCGGCGGCGACGCCGGCGCGCACUUCGCGCCCGUGCCGCCGCAGUUCGAGUCCGUGAGGCGGAGGUACCUCGCGAAGCGUUCGGAGAACGUCCUGGGCACGGAGGCCCUGGACGAGUUCGGCGAGCACCUGCUGGAGGAGGAGUGCCUCGAGAUCGAGCUCAAGUCCGCGGGCACGUGGACGCGCUGCGUCGUGCGCGACACGAGCCACUGCCACAGCGUCGCCGGCGGGCCGGACCCGACGUUCAUGUACGACGCGGACCACCCCGGCGGCUACCUGCUCGCGCGGACGCGGAGCGGGUUGCUGGCGCACGACACGCCCCAGCACCGCGUGCGCGGCGUCGAGGAGCUCGUGCGGCGCAAGGGCGGCGGCGCCGCGCCGAAGCAGGUUCUCGUCGUCUUCACGGACGGGUCCGAGGCGGCGCACGUCGCGUACGUCGCCGCCAAGAGCCUGCUCAACGGGCCCGAGGACACGCUGAGCGUCAUCACCGUGGAGUCGUCCAAGGCGCACACGAAGCCCAACUUCAAGCCCAAGGUCAUGCGCGACCGCUACGAGGCGGACCUCACGGGCUUUUUGCCGCGGUCGCGGUGGCGCUUCAUCACGAUCCCCAAGUCCAAGGUGCCGACGAAGGAGGUCGUGACGACCUUCGUCAACGACCGCUCGAAGAUGCCCUGCGCCGUGCGGACGCACCCGGACCCGACGCUCGUCCUCGUGGGGUUUUCGGGGCGGAAGACGUCCGCGGCGCGCGACCCGACGGUCAUCGGCCAGGUCGCGGACCUCUCCCUCCGCACGCUGUUCUGCCCCACGGUCGUCGCCAAGGUCGCGCCGCGGCCCCGGGGCCGCCACUUCGUCAUGCUCGUCGAGCCCGCGGAGCGCAGCGUCCGCGCGGCGGAGAUCCUCGGGACGCUGCUCCGCGACGACGACGCGCUCACGUUCCUCCACGUGCUCGCCCACGACGCGCUCAAGAACGCGCCCGACACCCUCAUGCGCAUGCUGUCCAAGUGGAAGGCGCGCGCGAACUUCGAGUUCGUCGAGAACGUCGACGGCCGCGCGAUCUCGAUCCUCGACGCGCUCCAGAACGAGCCCCGGCCCUGCUUCAACGACGUCGACUUCGUCGUCGUCGCGACGCGGCCCAAGACGGAGCCGGGCUCCGUGAGCGACCACCUCGUGCGCCACUACCACCGCAACAUCGUCAUCAUCAAGAGCGUCCUCGACGAGCCGGGCCGCCGGUCGUCCAUGGCGGGCCGCUCGGGCGUCGUCGCCGUCGCCGCGGACGGCCACACCGUGUCCAAGGCCGCGCCGCCGCCGCCGCGCCCGCGCCGGCGUAAGGUCCCUUAG
Messenger RNA from Aureococcus anophagefferens, 2991 nucleotides. RefSeq lists its product as hypothetical. The transcript is spliced from 2 exons. Lineage: Eukaryota; Pelagophyceae; Pelagomonadales; Pelagomonadaceae. The coding region runs from base 1 to 2991 and encodes 996 amino acids. The record is from RefSeq and is a predicted model, not a curated record.